AUGUGUGAUGAUGAUGCAGGAGCUCUUGUCGUCGACAAUGGAUCGGGCAUGUGCAAAGCCGGAUUCGCUGGAGAUGAUGCACCACGUGCCGUAUUUCCAUCAAUUGUUGGACGACCACGUCACCAAGGUGUGAUGGUUGGUAUGGGCCAAAAGGAUUGCUAUGUCGGUGACGAAGCUCAAAGCAAACGUGGUAUUUUAACACUAAAAUACCCAAUCGAACAUGGUAUCAUUACCAAUUGGGAUGAUAUGGAGAAAAUCUGGCAUCAUACAUUCUAUAAUGAAUUGAGAAUUGCACCAGAAGAACAUCCAGUAUUGCUCACUGAAGCUCCAUUGAAUCCAAAGGCCAAUCGUGAAAAGAUGACCCAAAUCAUGUUUGAAACAUUCAACUCACCAGCCAUGUAUGUUGCCAUUCAAGCUGUGCUCUCAUUGUACGCAUCCGGUCGUACCACCGGUAUCGUUUUGGAUUCGGGUGAUGGUGUCUCACACACCGUCCCAAUCUAUGAAGGUUAUGCAUUGCCACAUGCCAUUCUCCGUUUGGAUUUGGCCGGUCGUGACUUGACUGACUACCUUAUGAAGAUCCUUACCGAACGUGGUUAUUCGUUCACCACAACUGCUGAACGGGAAAUUGUCCGUGAUAUCAAGGAGAAAUUGUGCUACGUUGCAUUGGACUUUGAACAAGAAAUGGCAACUGCAUCGGCAUCAACUUCAUUGGAAAAAUCAUAUGAAUUGCCCGAUGGUCAAGUCAUUACCAUUGGCAAUGAGCGUUUCCGUUGCCCAGAAUCAUUGUUCCAACCAUCAUUCUUGGGUAUGGAAUCAUGCGGUAUCCAUGAGACUGUCUACAAUUCAAUCAUGAAGUGUGACGUUGACAUCCGAAAGGAUUUGUAUGCUAACACUGUUCUCUCAGGUGGUACCACCAUGUAUCCAGGUAUUGCUGAUCGUAUGCAAAAGGAAAUCACCGCAUUGGCACCAUCAACUAUUAAGAUCAAGAUCAUUGCACCACCAGAACGUAAAUACUCCGUAUGGAUUGGUGGUUCAAUUUUGGCAUCAUUGUCCACCUUCCAGACCAUGUGGAUUUCAAAGGCUGAAUAUGAUGAAAGCGGUCCAGGCAUUGUUCAUCGCAAAUGCUUCUAGAUGUAAAAUUUCAUUAAUUUUUGAAAUCGAUUUAUUUAAUUUCUUUUCAUUUCAAAUGUCAACUGCUUCUGAGAACAAAGUGCAAAACAAAACAAAUUCAUCAUAUUAUACAGUCAUUAUAACGCAUAUACUCAUAAUAAUUUCUUUUUUCUUUUUUUUAUUAAAAAAUAUUAAUAAACAAAAACACUAUGAAAAGUACCACGAAACCGAUAUACAAUCAAAAUUUACCAAAACAAAUUCAUGUAAUAAAGUGCAAUAAUCAUUACACGUAAUGAUAAUAAUCAACAAAAACUAUUAAAAUCAGCCAAAAGAAAGUCUUGCUCAAUUUUCUUCAUCUCUAUUUCUCUCAAAAUAUUUAUAUAAUUAUGUUCUUUUGUAAUUUUAUGAAAAACACAAAAUAUAAUCUACAAAAAAAUA
Molecule: messenger RNA, 1548 nt
Organism: Contarinia nasturtii (swede midge)
Lineage: Eukaryota; Metazoa; Arthropoda; Insecta; Diptera; Cecidomyiidae
Product: actin, indirect flight muscle
Exons: 3
Coding region: 1-1131 (376 amino acids)
Biological process (GO): mitotic cytokinesis
Source: RefSeq, a predicted model, not a curated record